CCUUGCUUGCUGAACUCUGAUGGCGAACAACGCACUGCUGCAGGCGUACCUCGGCGCGCUCCAACGACGCCCGAUGCUCACCAAAGCCGUGUCUGCAAGUGUCAUUGCCUCACUCGGCAACGUUCUCUCGCAGCGCAUCCGGAACACUCCUCGCGUGGACUAUCGCUCCAUCGCAUCCUAUGCGAUCUUUGGACUCUGCUUUAACGGACCAAUCACUCACAAGUUUUACGAAAUCUUGGAGCGCUUCUCCACUCCCGGCAAGCCACCGUCGCGAUCGCGUCAGUUCAUCAAGCUGCUCGGCGAGCGAUUCAUUUUCGCACCGCUCUUCACUCUCUUGUUCUUUAUCGUGGUGUCAUUGCUUGAGGGCAAGACGUGGGAGGAAACCAUGCACAAGGUGCGCACCCUCUACCCUGGUGCUGUCAAGAUGAACUUGAUUGUCUGGACACCCGCCCAGUUCAUCAACCUGAACUACAUCCCGCUCCAGUACCGCGUUCUCUUUGCCAACGCUGUUGCCUUCCUGUGGACGAUCUAUCUUUCCAAGCGCAUGGCACCCAAGCACUAAGCUACAGUACAGAAAAAGGCGCUUCAAUCAAUCUCGCUUGUGUUUUCAAGUUUUCGUCCGAUCGUCAAAAUACACCAAGCUUCUCCACCCCUUCUCAACGAGCAAACCUCGAC
This is a messenger RNA of Capsaspora owczarzaki ATCC 30864, 675 nucleotides long. Its product is annotated as peroxisomal membrane protein 2. The record is from RefSeq and is a predicted model, not a curated record. Lineage: Eukaryota; Filasterea; Ministeriida; Capsasporidae. The coding region runs from base 20 to 562 and encodes 180 amino acids. The transcript has 4 exons. Gene Ontology annotation, cellular component: cytoplasm; membrane.